AUGGCGAUGCUUUUGCUACUCAGUGUGUUGUCAAUUGUGGCGGUAGGAACCGUAGCAUUUAAGCCAACCAUUGGUCAAGGAGACGACCCAUCUAUGUAUACUCAUGAAAGUAUCACACUGGAGGGUAUUGACAAGGCCGCUGCCGAUUUCCUGAUGUCAAAUGGCUUUGUGAACACUACGAAAACGAAUCAUUAUGAGAUUGUCAAGGAAUAUUUCGGAUCGGAUACAAAGAGUUACCAGGACUACCAACAAAGAGGUCACGAGUUUGCUCUAGCUGUAAUGAAAGUUUACAAAAGUUAUCAUUUGAACCCGGAUUACACUGUCAAUUCUGAACGGAUAAUUGAAGCUGACAGUCUUGUCCAGUCAACACGAUUACAGAUUGCAUCCAUCCUAUCAAAUGGAACGUUGGAGGAUGCAUCCACGGCACUUUUGAUCGAUAAAGUGGGGAAAUGUUUGAUGAUCAUACAGUCGUUCUACAGCAACACAAAUUGGAUAGAGAUGAUGGUAGAUGGCGGAGAGUCCUUUCUGACAUUUGGGACCCUGGCAUCAACUCAUCAGAACGUGGUCGCCACAGGAACUGCAACUUGCCGCAACUGUGACGACAGCAUCCCGAACUCGUGUAACAACAAUUUGUUGGUUAAGGAUCGUCUAACAAGUGGAUAUCUGUAUAGCCAGUCUUCCGUCCCAAAACCAAAAGGUGAUCCUCGUGCUACUGAGGGUAAAUGCAGUCAUGGUGGAGUAAAUGACUUCGGUAGGAAUACUCCAGCAACAGGAGGGAUAAACAAAGAAACACCAGAUUGGAACUGGUCCCCACAUGCUCAUCUACACAACAUGUCCGGACAAACUGCCGUUCAAGCGACGGCAGCAUUCUUCAUAGACGCAACAACGGGAUUGCUGUCUGGUAUUGGGCAAACCAUGAUGAUAGACGUCUUUAAACUGAAGAGACAGGUACAUGAGUUAUCUAUGGGUUUUGUGAUUGACGUCACUGGGUCAAUGGCUAAUGACAUAAAUUCUGUGAAAAACACACUUAUCGGCUACUUGUCUGCAGCCAUUGGAACUCCGAAUGCACCACACAAAUACGUUUUGUCAACAUUCAGCGACCCCGCAAACCUUACCACACUUUUCGUUACAACUGACGGCCACGAAAUGAUACAAAGGAUAGAAAGACUGACAGUAGGUGGAGGAGGCGACUGUCCAGAAUACACGAUAUCUGGGGUAUUAACAGCUAUCAAUGCCUCGGAUCCAUAUUCCCUUAUCUAUGUUGCCACUGAUGCUGAUGCCAAAGACGCUAAUAUGACAGACGACGCUAUAACAGAAGCAAAUGCUAAGCAUAUCACUCUUCAAUUCAUACUCACAGGGAAUUGUUCUAGCGCAAGUCGACGUCGCAGAGAAAUACACGUCCGACAAACAAGAAGUGUAUUCUCAGACCUUGCCCUGCAUACUGGAGGCCAUGUUUAUCAUGUGGAUCAUAGCGAGGUUACCGCAACUCUUGAUCAUGUGCUCGAGAAAGAUUUUCCCUCCUCAGAGGCGAUCAUUGAUUACUUCGUCCAGACAUCCACGGACAGCGACACAAUGAACAUCACUGCCGAUAGUGAGGCAGCCGUUCUCGUCGUAACCAUAGAAGGACCGUUCAGCGAAUACCAGGCAUCGUUGUAUCUUCCAAAUGGUACAGAGCAAUCAUUCCCUACAUCACGUGCUACAAGAUACUAUUCCAGUCAUAAAAUUACAAUGUCAAUUCAGAGACCCCCUCCUGGAAUUUGGAAAUUGACCCGAUUAACACAUUCCACAUGGAAAGUGAAUGUGACAGCAUCAACCUAUUUGGAUAUCGACAGUCAGCUCAAAGAAGUCGAAUAUGGAAUAUCUUAUGUAGUGGACCGUAAUCCUAUAAUGGGUAAGAAUUACACUCUGGAAGUCCUCGUCUACAAUCUAAACACAUCGGCGUCGGGUUUUCAUCUGCAUCUUUUAGACGAACAAGGAACAGUCAUGUAUAGUCAACCUGUGAAUAUAAUAUUCAGUUCUACAAAAAUUACUGGAUAUAUGGAAAUCGUUACUCCAAAUAAGAGCUUCUAUGUACAGUUAAGCGGUAUCGAUCAAAAUGGUUUCCAGUUCAAGAGAAUGUCAAGAAAACUUACUACACCUGUUGGUGUGGAUUUAUAUGUGACCCCAAUACUAGUUAACCUUGACACCGGAAUACCACACAAUAUUACAUAUACAUUAAGUAACUUGGGCAGAUCCACUCAGACCUACACCGUUAGCAUCACUGAUGAUAAAGGCAGGGUGUUAAGUCCAACAUCUCAACAACAGAUAUUGCCUCCUGAGAAUUCAACAACUGGAAAUUUUCAGAUACUAAGUUCCAACGAAUUGGAAUUUGUAACUUACACAGUAAGUGUGAAGCUGUCAGGAUCUACGGAUAUCCUUCAAUCAAGCACGUCUACUGUGAUGUUUGCUGGACCCGUGUGUUCCUCAAUCAUUUCUCAAAAAUGCAGAUCGGCAAACACAAAAACUAACUGUUCGAUAUUCACGUGGUCAGCAACAGCUAUCUUUUCCUUCGAGGUAGCAACUUACACCAGCGUUCGAAACAUUUCAAUGACCAUUGACCCGGUCAAUGCGAAACGUUUACAACUCAGUGGCGAUUGCUGUCAAAGAAACUUCUCUGUGACUGCUAGACCAUCAGUCGGAAGCGGAUGUGAAACAUCAGAGAACGUGGUCGCAUCAGGCGAUCAAGUUGUAAUAAAUGAGGUUAAAAUUCCUGAUAUAACAAAGAUCCCAGGGACUACUACAGAAACUCCGGAAGUUACUACAAAUAUUCCUGAGGAAACAAAAGAAGUCGUUUCUCAUCAAAGUUCCAACCAAGCUGUUUUUGUUGGCAUUGGAAUCGGGUCUGCAGCUGCAGUUGCCAUCCUAACCGUUGCAGCGGUGGGAUUAAUAAUUCGUAUGAAAAAAUCUAGGUCAUCGAAAAUACACCAUUCCCAGGAAAUCAACAAUUAUCCUAACCGGUAUGAAAAUGUCAUCAAGCCAAAAUUCAAUCAAUCUUCCCUGGAUUUUUAG
Molecule: messenger RNA, 3048 nt
Organism: Ylistrum balloti
Lineage: Eukaryota; Metazoa; Mollusca; Bivalvia; Pectinida; Pectinidae
Product: von Willebrand factor A domain-containing protein 7-like
Exons: 20
Coding region: 1-3048 (1015 amino acids)
Source: RefSeq, a predicted model, not a curated record